Molecule: messenger RNA, 1802 nt
Organism: Anarrhichthys ocellatus (wolf-eel)
Lineage: Eukaryota; Metazoa; Chordata; Actinopteri; Perciformes; Anarhichadidae
Product: peroxisomal membrane protein PEX13-like
Exons: 4
Coding region: 127-1398 (423 amino acids)
Biological process (GO): protein import into peroxisome matrix, docking
Cellular component (GO): peroxisomal membrane; peroxisomal importomer complex; peroxisome
Molecular function (GO): protein binding
Source: RefSeq, a predicted model, not a curated record
AAUAGGAGAUUACGAGGUGACCUGGAACGCAACAGGACAAACUGGGACAGGGUCCGGAAGGUGAUAUUAGGAAUCCCGGAAGCGAGUUCUUAUUAUUGGUCAAACUCUGUGGAUGUAUAUUUAACGAUGGAUCCACAGCCUCCACAAAAGCCAUGGGAAAGGCGGAUUCCGGGGGCAAUGAGUGUGCCUAUAAAUUACAGAUCUGCAAACUUUGGACCAGCUGCAGGCCCCUCCCACUCUGCGGGCCCUCCUGUCCUGACCCGUGUGUUGCCCCCGGUUCCACCCCGUCCCGUCCAUCAGGCUUACCGUCCAUCCUACGGCUCCGUCACCUCCUCUUACAGCCCCUAUGGGAGCUCCAUGUAUGGGGGCUAUGGCGGUGGCUAUAGCGGUGGCUACGGCGGUGGCUACGGCGGUGGCUUCGGCGGUGGCUUCGGCGGUGGCUUCGGCGCGGGAGGAUACAGCCGCCUCCCCCACACGGAAGACGUGGCCCCCAGCCGCUUCGUGCAGCAGGCGGAGGAGAGCAGCCGCGGCGCCUUCCAGUCCAUCGAGAGCAUCGUCCAGGCCUUCGGCUCGGUCAGCAUGAUGCUGAACGCCACCUACUCGGCGGUGUAUAACAGUUUCCGUGCCGUGCUGGACGUGGCCAACCACCUGACGAGGCUGCGUGCACACCUCACCAGUGUUUUUUCAACCUUAGCUCUGGUACGCAUGUUGCACUACCUCUACCGGCGGUUACAGAGGCUGCUGGGGCGAAGGUCGGACGCCGACAUAGACGACUUGUGGGCCGACAGUGCCGCUGAUGCCCUGGUGACAAGUGCGUCCGGAGGGGACGGAGCAGGGAUGGAGAGUCGGCCCGUGAAGUCCUGGCCAAUCUUUCUGUUUUUCGCUGUAGUCUUGGGGGGACCCUACCUCAUCUGGAAACUGCUGAGCUCGGGCCCUGGCUCUGAAGAGACCGCCACUAACUGGGCCAGCGGGGAGGACGACCACGUGGUGGCCCGAGUCGAGUAUGACUUUUUAGGGGCGUCCGAGGAGGAGAUUUCUGUGCGGGCCGGAGACAUGCUCAACCUCGCCCCGAAAGAGCACCAGCCGAAGGUGCGCGGCUGGCUGCUGGCCAGCACGGACGGCCAGACCACGGGACUCGUCCCCGCCAACUACGUCAAGGUCCUGGGCAAGAGGCGGGGCCUAAAGCACGCGGAGAUGGAGAGGCUCGCUGAGGUGCAGCAAGGGAACACUGCCGCACACCCACAGUCCAGCCCCGCCCCGGGCCUCGGUUCGGCCUCCGCCUCGGUCUCCACGGAGGUGCUGCUGGAGUCGGCGUACAGAGGAGCGCCGGCCCCCUUCAGCCAGGGAACAUCCAGCUCCAGCACGGUGCUAAACAUCCCCGAGAAGGCUGACCUGUGAUGUCUGUUCGUGCCUUUCUCUGUAUGCAAGUUUGUGUGUGUUCACAUAUUCGGUUGGCUCAGUCAGUAUUCGUUUGCAGCGUUUAACUCUGAAGCUUGACUCAUAAUCAGCUGACAGUAGAUAUUUAGGGAAACACCAUUGACCUCCGUUGAGAAUUUCUCAAAGUAGUUCCGAAGCUUAUUAUUGAAAUCAUCGAACACCAUCUGGACCUUCUGAUAAGGUUAAAGGUCAAAACGGGUUUCCAUACACAGGUUUCCUGUUUUGCUGUUCUGUUUAGAACCAGCGUGUCUUAAAUUAGGUUAACAUGACAUUUCUUGUGAAAAAAAGAAAGUCUAGUGUGUUCUCUAAAUACAGUGCACUGCCGUUCUUUACAUCAUGUCUGAUUUAAGAUGCAAUAUCUUGAU